AUGGAAUUAAGAGUUAUUGCGUUAUUGCUUUUCCUAUUUUCCAUUCAUCCUGUUGAGAGCUAUGCUUUGAAAAAAAAAUUUGCAUUUUUGUUCGGCCGUAAGUGGGCGCCCCAGAGGAACACGCAGCUACGGCUUAAAAUUAACGAUUUCAUUAAUUUUAAAGACAAGGAGGAGCUGAAAAAGGAAAUUGUGACUCAUGCGAGGAGAAUAUCCUUAGAUUUGAGUGACGAACAGAUAAAUAAUAUAGGAAACAAUUUAUAUGAGUUUUUUUCCUUUCUGAAGUUGAAGGAUAUAAGAAUAGGAGUACGACAGGGAAGGAGUGAACGAAGCGGGAAGCCAUUGCCACUAAGUUGGGAGGACAACAAAUAUGAAGAAUUUCACACACAAAAUAUGAGAAAGGAAGGAGAUUAUUAUGUUGAGGAUUCGAACAGUUACUCCAAUUAA
Plasmodium coatneyi is the source of this 444-nucleotide messenger RNA. RefSeq lists its product as uncharacterized. The record is from RefSeq and is a predicted model, not a curated record. The coding region runs from base 1 to 444 and encodes 147 amino acids. Lineage: Eukaryota; Apicomplexa; Aconoidasida; Haemosporida; Plasmodiidae. The transcript has 5 exons.